Molecule: messenger RNA, 642 nt
Organism: Pimephales promelas (fathead minnow)
Lineage: Eukaryota; Metazoa; Chordata; Actinopteri; Cypriniformes; Leuciscidae
Source: RefSeq, a predicted model, not a curated record
AUGGCAAUCUAUGUGAUUACAGAGGAACAGAGUCUCAUCCUGACUUCAGCUCUGAAAUCAAACCCGUCACACCUGAGAGAGCUGGACCUGAGUAGGAAUAAUCUAGGAAACUCGGGAGUGAAGCACUUAUGUGCCGUACUGAAGGAUUCACACUGUAAACUGGAGAGAUUGAGACUAUAUGACUGUGGCAUUACAGAUGUUUCUUCUUUAACUCAGUCUUUGACUAACUUCAAAGCACUGCAGUUUUUAAAAGAGCUUGAUCUGAGAGAGAAUGAGAUGGGAGACUCAGAGCAGCGGCUCAGAGACGAGCUACGAGACUCAAACUGUGUCCUGAGAGUAGAUACAGAUCGACCGGCAAACGUCCGGAUUUACAUCAAGGUUUAAAUCUGUGAAACGGAGAUGAGAGGAGCAGAAACCAUCAGGCGAUCCACAGAAGAGUCUCACUGCUGUCUAUGAGGAGAAAUACAUGUGUAAAUGUGUUUCAUACAGGUGGAAGAGACUCAGACCCCACUAUUAAAUAAAGCAGCGUGUGUGUUAGCAUGCGUAUUAGAAACAUGUGAUAUUGAAUGAUUAAUGUUGGUUUAUUAUUCAGCCAAAUGAUGGUUUAGUUGUAAUUAAAGGUGGAACAGAGGAAGAAGCUCA